CUCGUACCCAGGGGACGCCGCGAGUGAUUCUGGGAACGACGCGGGAAAGCGCGCGCGUUGCAUUGUGGGCGGAAGUACGUCAUCAGACAACACGAUGGCGAUCCCCUUGUCGAGCAUCUUGCCAGCGCCGACCCAGCUGACCCGAGAGGAGGUAGACUACCGGGAGAGGCUCCAUGUUCCUCAGACACAGCUGAUGGUGGCGGGGAGGGGGGCGGCCCCUCCAUACGGGCACAGGCAGGGAUGGGUGCCUCGUUCUGCAGAGGACUUCGGCGAUGGUGGUGCGUACCCAGAGGUCCAUGUGGUGCAGUAUCCCCAGGACAUGGGCAGGAAGAAGGCCAAGGCUUCUAACUCACUGGCCUUACAGCUGGACGCAGAAGGCAAGGUCAAGUACGACGCUAUUGCCAGACAGGGCCAUGGGAAGGACAAGGUGGUGCACUCCAGGUUAACAGACAUGAUACCCAAACACAUCACUGAUGAGGAUGAUCCAGAACUACAGAGACCCACAGAAGAGGAUGUGGAGGAGACAACAGAGAAGACCAGACAGGCACUGGAGAAGCUGGUGGAGUCGAAGAUCUCGGCUGCCAUGCCGGUACGGAGGGCGGAGAAAACAGCGCCCGCACAGUACAUCCGCUACACACCGUCCCAACAGGGUGUGGCCUUUAACUCUGGUGCCAAACAGAGGGUGAUCCGGAUGGUGGAGAUGCAGAAGGAUCCCAUGGAACCUCCCAAGUUCAAGAUCAACAAGAAGAUCCCCCGAGGACCCCCCUCCCCACCUGCACCCGUGCUGCACUCACCAAACAGAAAGGUGACCGUGAAAGAACAGCAGGAGUGGAAGAUCCCGCCAUGCAUUUCCAACUGGAAGAACAACCGAGGUUACACCAUCCCGCUGGACAAGCGUCUGGCAGCCGACGGCCGCGGGCUGCAGGGGGUCCACAUCAAUGAGAACUUUGCCAAGCUGGCCGAAGCUCUGUACAUCGCCGACAGAAAGGCUCGUGAGGCUGUGGAGCUGCGUGCACAGAUGGAGAAGAAACUGGCCCAGAAGGAGAAGGAAAAGAAGGAAGAGAACCUGCGGCUUCUGGCCCAGAAGGCUCGAGAUGAGAGAGCAGGAAUCAGGACACAUGCUGCCGUUGACGAGGACAAGGAUGCAAGGGAGCGAGAUGCACUGCGACACGAGCGGCACAAGGACCGGCAGAGGGACAGAAACAUCGCCCGGGCGGCACCUGACAAAAGAACCAAGCUUCAGCGUGAAAGGGAGCGUGACAUCACAGAGAAGAUUGCCCUGGGUCUGCCCCAUGUCGGGGGUGGAACAGGAGAGACCCAGUACGACCAGCGACUCUUCAACCAGAGCAAGGGCUUAGACAGUGGGUUUGCAGCUGGAGAAGAUGAGAGCUACACAGUGUAUGAUAAGGCCUGGCGAUCGGGUGCCAACAUGGCCCAGAACAUCUACCGGCCCAGUAGGAACGUAGACAAGGACUUGUACGGGGACGACUUGGACAAAAUCAUCAACACCAACAGGUUCGUGCCUGACAAGGAAUUUAGCGGCACCGAUCGCAGCCGGCGGCGCGAUGGGCCGGUACAGUUCGAACGCGUGGAAGAAGAGGAUCCCUUCGGUCUGGAUAAGUUCUUGACGGAAGCUAAGAAGGCUCAGAAGCGCCCUGCCGACGAGGCAGGCCGGUCUAGGGACUAUGACUACGACAGGGGCAGGAAAGAGCGAAGAAAGGAGUAAAAACAACUGUUUAGAAUAUGUCAACACCUUUUUGUAGUGUUUGACAUUUCUAGCUUGUUAGUACAUUGUGAUUGCUUCCUAUGUUGUAGUUCCUCACCAGAACAUGUACAUAACAAGGGGGUUUAAAACAAUCAGAAGACAUCAAACUAUUGUAUUGUUUACGUUAUGUGUAUCAGAUCUUUCCAAAUGUGUCAUUUUGGAACACUUGUACAAGAAUACCCAUAUGACUAAUAUGGAAAACUGAUGUUUCGGAAACAUGUCGGUAGUACAUGUAUUUGUGUUGGCUGAUCUCCCUCCCUCCCCAGAAUGUAUAGCAAUUUUCAUGUCAGUAUAUAAAUAACACUACAAACUAUGUAAACUUUUAUCUCUGAUGUCACCAUGAAGCACUAGUUUUGAAGUUCUAAUAACACAAGGAUCUUGGUAGAUGAAUAAAUUUGUAUUUCCUAGUCAGGACCAGUAAGCAAAGCUUUUUCUUCUUCGUAGGCAUAUUUGUUCAUAUUAAUGAUUCUUUACGUAUCAUUAGAUCUACUUACACAAGUAAAUCAUUGUAAGUAUUAAAACAGGUCACACCAAGUUAUUUGAUACCCACAGUUGAGUAAAAGUUUUCCAUUAACAAAUUUACCCAUGUAAAUCUAACAUGACUUUUACAGAGAUAAAAUGCUAAGCUUUGACAAUGUUUAAUGUCUACAAAAGUUUGCAAGAAUUUUUUAGAGCAGAUUUCAAAUAUUGUGCUACUUGGCUACCCUUCAGCUUAAUUCUUUCCCAAAAGAAACUUUCAAGAACAGAUAAAUUGCUGUGGCCUUAGAGAUUGAUAUAACGUGUAAUUAGAGUAAACGAUCAAUGAAUACUGUGUAAUGCACUUAGUUUCUACUCCUACCUUUCUUACAUCUUAGUUGAAUAAACAAACUGGUCAUUA
This is a messenger RNA of Branchiostoma belcheri (Belcher's lancelet), 2642 nucleotides long. RefSeq names its product SNW domain-containing protein 1-like. Gene Ontology annotation, cellular component: spliceosomal complex. Gene Ontology annotation, biological process: mRNA splicing, via spliceosome. The coding region runs from base 95 to 1726 and encodes 543 amino acids. Lineage: Eukaryota; Metazoa; Chordata; Leptocardii; Amphioxiformes; Branchiostomatidae. The transcript is spliced from 12 exons. The record is from RefSeq and is a predicted model, not a curated record.